AUGGAAGAGAUGGCAUUACCAAUGAAUCGUCCCUUUGGUGUUCCUGAAAAGCCAGGAUUCACUGUUGGGUUGGAUGUACCAUUUACCAAGUUGAAGAUGGAACUUCUCAGCGAACCUGCGUCCAUCAUUCUGUUGACUGGUUUUGGAGGAUCUGGGAAAACCACUCUGGCUACGAAACUUUGUUGGGAUACACAAAUCAUGGGUAAAUUCAAGGAAAAUAUAUUAUUUUUCACCUUCUCUAGGGCUCCUAAAUUGAAGAUUAUUGUAGAAAGACUAUUUGAGCAUUGUGGAGACCAAGUGCCUGAGUUUCAAAGCGACGAAGAUGCCGUUACUCAAUUGGGACUUUUGCUGAGGAAAACUGAUGCAACUCCUGUAUUACUGGUCCUGGAUGAUGUCUGGCCUGGCUCAGAAGCCAUAGUUGAGAAAUUUAAAGUUCAGAUAUCAAGUUAUAAAAUUUUGGUGACUUCAAGAGUUUCAUUUCCUAGAUUUGGCACUCCACUCAUCUUAAAACCUCUUGUUCAUGAAGAUGCGAUAACCCUUUUCCAUCACCAUGCUCUCUUCAAGAAAAGCAGUUCAUAUAUUCUUGACGAAGAUCUGGUCCAAAAGGUGGUGACACAUUGCAAGGGUUUACCGCUUGCCAUUAAAGUUAUUGGUAGAUCACUAAGUAAUCGACCUUAUGAAUUGCUGCAAAGGAUGGUGGAGGAAUUGUCCCAAGGUCAUUCUAUACUUGAUUCCAACACUGAAUUACUUACUUCCCUCCAAAAGAUCUUAGAUAUCUUGGGAGAUAAUUCCAUAAUCAAAGAAUGCUUCAUGGACUUGGCUUUAUUUCCUGAAGACCACAGAAUUCCUGUUGCCGUUCUCGUUGAUAUCUGGGUAGAGUUGUAUGGACUAGAUAAUAGUGGCAUAGAAGUAAUGGCCAUUGUCAACAAAUUAGACUCCAUGAAUUUGGCUAAUAUCUUCGUAACAAGGAAAAAUACAAGUGACAUAGACAAUUACUACUACAAUAACCAUUUUGUAAUCCUUCAUGAUAUUCUAAGAGACUUGGCAAUUUAUCAAAGCACUCAAGAACAAACUGAACAGAGAAAAAGACUCAUGAUUGACAUGAACGAAAAUAAACCUGAAUGGUGGCGUAGGGAGAAACAGCAAGGCAUUAUGAUUUGUGCUCGCACAUUGUCUAUAUCAACCGAUGAAACUUUCACUUCAUAUUGGUCCCACCUAUUACCAGCUCAAACUGAGGCUCUGAUUUUAAACCUUCGAGCUAAUCAGUACUCCUUUUCAGAGUUCCUGAAAGAAAUGAGUAAACUAAAGGUUCUGAUUGUCGUAAAGUAUGGUUCCCAUCCUUGUGAAAUCAUCAAUUUUGAGCUACUUGGCUCACUAAACAACCUAAAACGAAUCAGACUAGAGAGGAUUUUUAUUCCUUCCUAUUACAUAUUAAAGAAUCUUAAAAAGUUAUCCCUCUACUUGUGCAAUACAAGACAGGCUUUUGAAAACCAUAACAUGCUAAUUUCUGAUGCUUUUCCAAAUCUAGAAGAUUUGAGUAUUGACUAUUGCAAACAUAUAGUGGGAUUACCCAAGGGUCUAUGUGAUAUCACCUCCUUGAAGAUGCUCAGUAUUACUAAUUGCCAUAAGCUUUCUGCAUUGCCCCAAGAAAUUGGAAACUUGGUGAAUUUGACGCUUCUGAGGCUAAGUUCUUGUACUGAUUUGGAAGGGAUACCGAAUUCUAUUGUAAAACUUUCAAAUCUAAGACACAUGGACAUCUCAAACUGCAUUAGCCUUCAUAAUUUACCAGAGGACUUCGGCAAUCUAUGUAAUCUUAGAAAUCUGUACAUGACAAGUUGUGCAAGGUGUGAAUUGCCACCCUCAAUCGUCAAUCUUAAGAAUUUAAAGGAAGUGGUAUGUGAUGAAGAGACGGCUGCUUCAUGGGAACCUUUCAAACAUAUGCUUCCCUAUCUAAAGAUAUAUACUCCUGAACUUGAUGUUAACUUGAAUUGGCUUCAUGCAAUGCACUUUUAA
Molecule: messenger RNA, 2013 nt
Organism: Sphenostylis stenocarpa
Lineage: Eukaryota; Viridiplantae; Streptophyta; Magnoliopsida; Fabales; Fabaceae
Source: the annotation of a GenBank genome assembly